Messenger RNA from Harmonia axyridis, 1302 nucleotides. It is a transcript of the gene FMRFa, whose product is annotated as FMRFamide-related peptides type HF-4. Gene Ontology annotation, biological process: neuropeptide signaling pathway. The record is from RefSeq and is a predicted model, not a curated record. The coding region runs from base 387 to 1172 and encodes 261 amino acids. NCBI's taxonomy places the organism in Eukaryota, Metazoa, Arthropoda, Insecta, Coleoptera, Coccinellidae. The transcript has 2 exons.
UGAUAUAAAUUAAUAAUCCACCCCAUAAUUAUCAGAUCAAAUGGCCAACCGGACACCCUGUAUCCAAACAUAAACCAAUCCACAUUACGCCAGAUAAUGGGAUUGAAAUGUGAUGUAUGCCCAAUUUGCAAUCCAUCUCUGAAAUUUGUAUCUAUUCAAUCUAGAGCCCUUCGCUUGCAGAUUUAUAGUUGUCGAAAUGAAGAAAAACGUUUUACGUUUCUCCCCUAAAUCUUCACGCUAAUUCUAAACUCUGGUCCAUCAGCAUCCCUUACAGAUCGCAAAACAUCAGUUACAAAAUAUCAACCGGCAAUUUGGCGGCAUAAAUCAAAAAAAAGAUAUCUUACACCAAAAUUAAGCGAGUUGUGGGAGAGAUCAGAAAUCGGCCAAUGGGGGCUUUGGCGCCUCCCCUCCAGGCGCUAUGUGGGCGCCUUCAAAGGAUAAAGAGCUAUCCUGAUAAGAGUUAUCCUGAAACACUUGUUGACCAGCGUUGUUCCGUGUUUUGUACAAUAUCGCGGUAUAGGGUUUGCGAGCCAUCGAGAGAUUCACCAAUGUACAUUUCCGGUCUAUUGGUAUUGGUGCUAACACAGUACACCUGGGCUUACAAUGACGACAACUACCCCUUCUCUGACAACUACGACCCCAAUAUAAUACCCUUCGAGGACUACACAGACCAAGAGGACAUCUUCGAACCGGCAGAAAAGCGUAGCGAAAACCUAGGCAGAUACGAGCAAAGAAGAUCUUCCAACGACCCUGAUCCAAGGCCUACCAGAGGCGCAAAGAUGCUUCGAAGUGACUAUUUUGUCAGAUUCGGCAGGAGCAAGCAGGAUUUCUUAAGAUUCGGCAGGGAUCCACCCCACCAAAGGUUAUCCAGAAGCCGGGACUACCUCAGGUUUGGAAGAAGCCUGCCCACUCCAGGUGAACAUGAGAGAUCCAAGAGGGAGGCCACCUUUGAACCAGACACCAAACGCAACAGCAACUUCUUGAGGUUCGGCAGAAACAGCAAUUUCCUACGCUUUGGACGCACCAAAGAAGACCACUCCCAACACUUGGAGCUGACGCAGGAGGAUCUGAAGCUACUGAGCCAGCUGCGCCGAUUCUACGAGUCGCCGCUGUCGAGACUGUUCGCGCAGUUGGAGUUCCAGGGACAGCGGAGAUGUGAGAGUGAUGUGUAAAGUUCUUGUUUUUCAUCACACGAUUUGGAAAAUUAAAUGUUGAAUAAAUAUUAUUUUGGCUGGAAUAAUAUCUAUGUGAUAAUUUGUUUUUUGAUCCUUCUGAUAUUUUGUAAUUACAUGUUAAUAAAAA